Polyodon spathula (Mississippi paddlefish) is the source of this 1818-nucleotide messenger RNA. RefSeq names its product glycerol-3-phosphate acyltransferase 3-like. Gene Ontology annotation, molecular function: glycerol-3-phosphate O-acyltransferase activity. Bases 192 to 1520 code for a protein of 442 amino acids. Gene Ontology annotation, cellular component: endoplasmic reticulum. Gene Ontology annotation, biological process: triglyceride biosynthetic process. NCBI's taxonomy places the organism in Eukaryota, Metazoa, Chordata, Actinopteri, Acipenseriformes, Polyodontidae. The record is from RefSeq and is a predicted model, not a curated record. The transcript is spliced from 13 exons.
AACUGUUUCCUGAAGUUUGGUGUUUGGCGAUAUAUGUUAUUUUGAGCAGAGUGAAGCAGGCAGAAGAAAGCUAAACAGGAAUGGGGAUGAUAAUGAAUUGGUAGUGUUAACGAGCUUUGACGUUCAGGUAUUCCCAUGUAGAAAAGGACUGGUACUAACUAACUUAGACCAUUUAAAGCAAAAGUGCACAAAUGGAGGACUUUGGGAAAAUUGUGUUCAGUGCAUUUAUAGUGUGGUUUACCCUGGUGGUUGGGCUUAUCAUGCUGCCUGCGAUGUUUGGAAUCUCCCUGGGAAUAACAGAAGUUUACAUGAAGGUUUUAGUGAAGACACUUGAGUGGGCCACUUUAAGGAUUCAGAGAGGUUCAAAGGAACAGCAGAAACCUACGACUUUAGUUUCUAAUGGUAUUAUCCUAAGAGAUGACAGUUCUAUGGAGAAGGAGAUCACAGACCUGAGGAAGGGCCGGAGCAGACCCCAAAUAAAUGGAGAAUUUGAGUUGAGCGACAUCUUCUACUUCAGUAAGAAGGGCUUUGAGUCCAUCGUGGAAGACGAGGUCACUCACAGGUUCACCUCUGAGGAGCUGGUCUCCUGGAACCUGCUGACCAGGUCCAACAACAACUUCCAGUACCUCAGCCUGCGCAUCUCCAUCAUCUGGGUGCUGGGGGUCUUCAUUCGAUACUGCAUCCUCCUCCCUCUCAGGGUUACCCUAGCAACGAUUGGGUUAAGUUGGCUGGUUAUAGGAGCCUCAUUGGUAGGACUGUUGCCAAACAGCAGUGUGAAAAACUGGCUAAGUGAGCUUGUCCAUCUGAUGUGCUACAGAAUCUGUGCCAGGGGCCUGUCAGCUACCAUCUAUUAUCACAACAAAGAAAACAGACCAAGGAAAGGUGGUAUAUGUGUUGCAAACCACACCUCCCCAAUAGACAUUGUCAUUCUGGCCAAUGAUGGUUGCUAUGCUAUGGUUGGCCAGGUGCACGGUGGCCUACUGGGAAUUAUUCAAAGAGCCAUAGUGAAGGCCUGUCCACAUGUCUGGUUUGAGAGGUCAGAGAUGAAGGACCGUAACCUAGUGACAAAACGACUAAGAAAUCAUGUUGCAGAUAAAACAAAGCUUCCAAUAUUAAUUUUUCCUGAAGGUACUUGUGUAAACAACACAUCAGUAAUGAUGUUUAAGAAGGGAAGCUUUGAAAUAGGAGGGACUAUAUAUCCAGUAGCAAUCAAGUAUGAUCCUCGUUUUGGAGAUGCUUUUUGGAACAGUGCAAAAUACAACAUGGUGAGCUACCUAAUUAGAAUGAUGACCAGCUGGGCGAUUGUGUGCAACGUUUGGUACCUGCCAUCGAUGACCAGACAGGAAGAAGAAAGUGCAGUGCAGUUUGCUAACAGAGUGAAGGCAGCCAUUGCCAGGCAAGGAGGCUUGGUGGAUCUGUCCUGGGACGGUGGCCUGAAACGAGCAAAGGUAAAAGACGCAUAUAAAGAGGAGCAACAGAAAUCUUACAGCAAGAUGAUUGUUGGAGACGACAGUAGCUGAACUAAAACUUUAGUGGCAAUUUCCAAAGGAAGCUGAGUCUUCACAUGCAUCCAACUAAUUGAGUUGCAUCACAGUGCUGCUUAGUAUAUACUAAUGAUAGUGUGCACUAUGAUGGGAUGCUAGGUGUGCCUUGAAACAAAAACACAUCAUUUCAUCUAAUAUAGUAAAAAGUGACUGCUGAAAAUAUACAAAUAUGAUCAAAAACAUUUAACACAUGGUUGCACAGUGCUCAAAAAUCCAAGCAAAUGUCUUGUCUGUCCAAAAUUCAUCUUUGAAAAAUUAAAAAAACUUUAAUGCU